UUUCAGGGAAUGAGUUGUUGACUCGUCGAUAUGCAUACGAAGGUAAAAAUCAAUAUAUGUGGCAGAGAAACAAACGCUCGGGCCUGAGACUAGGAGACCAGUUGCUCAGCUGAGUGAGUCGCUGCAGAACAUUGCAAAUUGCUCGCGUUUUGUACCUAUUUGAUGAAAUAUGGAAGUGACAGCUGGUAUUUUACACGUACUGCCUCAUGGGAAGUUGUCUGUUGUUAAUUACAGAUCGGUAAGAGUAAGCAGUACCAUACACUUGACAUAAUUUACGAGCACAUUCUCAGGACAAUUUGCUUGACCAGAUAUACGAGAUUUUCAUGUUGUUAAACUGAUUGUUAAGAUGCCAUUUUAGUGCCAUGUCCUAGUUAGCACCGUAGACUUUAUUGCAACGUCUUUCGUUUUGUAGAAAAUUUAUGUAAAAGGAAUAGAUUUUCUCAUGAACAAGAACUGCCAGUGAGACUAAAUGUUUUGAACAGAAUGUUAAUUAUACACGGUGCAGUGGGCUCCGAGGCCGUACUGUUUUCAGAGAGAGGAACAUUCAGCCGAAUUCGGUGAUGCACAGAAGGAGAAAGAGUGAAAGAGAUAGAUGAUGAGAUCGACUCUUGCUUUGAAAACUAGUAGCUAAGUAGACAUGGCCACAUACUGCCCUGAAGACGUAUCUUCUAGAGAACUUUCCUGCCCUAUCUGCUUUGAAGACUAUGACAUCCAUGAUAAUGCCAGGGCUCCAAAGCUGCUCUUGUGUCUCCACACCUUCUGCUUUGAGUGCACAAGGAAGCUAUGGCAGGAGGAUGGUACUCUGGAGUGUUCUUUGUGCCGCAUGGUUCAUGAACAAGUCAGCCUUGAUGACCUGUUUGACAACCAUGUAAUAGUCCAGUACUUGAGGCAAGAAUGUGAAAGGCGUGACUUGGAUUAUGCCCGAAGGAUCGAUGAGGAGCUCCGGCGAGGGGAGAACGUGACCAGUUCGCCAGAGAUAGGAAGUGAAAUAAAACCUGUUCCAAGCUGGGAUGAGGAAGGAGACAAAACCUGUGAAGGCAAUGAUGACACAACAAGCCAGCCAGUUCAUUCAACUGAAGUGCAGGUCCCAGCAGGAGAAGUUUUUGCAAGAAAUAACAUCAUAAACUUUUUGGAUGACCUGAUGGAGAAUAUAAUUUCUGGUGGACAAGAAGUAAAUGGGGAUUACUACAAUCAAGAGGACAAUGAGGAGGAGGAACAGGAAGAGGAAGAAGACGAGGAUGAAGAGGAGGAAGAGGAAGACGAGGAGGAAGAUAAUGAUGAUGCAGUUGAUAUGCCUGUAGAACUAGAAUUAAAUGAAGAGGAGGAGGAAGAUGAUGACAUUACCAGUGCCACCAACCCAGCAUUUUCACUCAGCAACAUUCAGGCAUUGUUUGGUCAGAUUGAUGAGGAUCCAGUGAGUGAAAGCAAUUAUACCAGUGAUGGUGUUGGUGCCAGCCCUAUUCUAACAUUUGGAAGCUUCCUUGCAAUGAUAGGCCAGCAAGCAGAAAGUGACAACAAUCAGGAAGAUGAGGAAGAGGAGGAGGAAGAGGAAGAGGAGCGCUGGCAUUCGGCAAGUGAUGAAUUUCACACACAUGUCUGGGGAGAGGAAGAAAGUGGACAAAUCCCCAGCAGAAAUGAAGUGGAAGAACAGGAUUCAGAUCCUUUCAUUUCUGAUUGGCAGUUUGUCACCCCAGAGAGUUUUAUUGAAGAGUGAUAUAUUUUGUUUUGUGUUUGGUUGUUAAAAGUAUUUGAUUAUGUACAGUGAUGGUUCUCAGUGACACAAGCUUAUAGCGUAAAUAGUGUAAGUUUAUGAGAACUUUUCUAUCUGCGUUAAUUGAUUAUGCAGUGGAGAAAAAUGAUCAUUGAAUAUGCCAUUUUCAAUGAGAUUUUGAUAACCUAUAUAUGGAAAACUCAUUUUAAGUGGUUGUGGACAAACAGUAUGUAGAAUGUUCUAUUUUACAGAAUGAAAAAAAACUACUUGCAAAUAUGCUUUUGUGGGUUUGAUCAUUUUAAAAUGUUCUGAAUGUUGUUUUGAUAAAUAGUCAAAAUAGAUAUUUAACAAAUAAAUUAAAAGCAACUCCUGAAAAGAUAUCUUGAAAUUUAGCCAAGAGAUGUGACUGUUAUAAGUGAACUGAAUAAGUAACCAAGCGGUGAACUAUUGAAUAUAUUUUCAAAGGGCUGGAAAUAAUGAGGUAAUGGUAAUUUCUUUUUUGCCCGAGCAAUGAGGCACAAGUCAAAGGUAGAUAAGAACAUGUUUUCUUUAUAUACUGUAUAAAUGAAUCAAUGCUUCUUCAAUUAUAGUUCCAGAAUUUAUUUGUGUGGAUGUGAUUGCUGUUUUAAGCAAUUGAUAUUAUUAUUAGAUGACCCUAAUUAUCAAUUUAUGUAGAAAUAUAAUGAUAAGCUGAAGGAAAAUUUAGCUGUUCCAUGUUUUUGUCUGCUUUCUAUGAGUGAAAUUUUGAAAAAUUAAGCAAAAUCCAUAUUUGUCAUUUUUCUCAUGUGCUGUUGAUUUUCUUGCUAUACUGGCCUUCCCGGGCAGAGACUUUUUCAUAAAAUGUAUUCAGCACAAUUCUAUCUGUGAUGAACAUUUAUUACAAUUUUUGUAAGACUAGUGUCAUGGAAAUAAUAAACAUAUUUCAGCUUU
Molecule: messenger RNA, 2641 nt
Organism: Penaeus chinensis
Lineage: Eukaryota; Metazoa; Arthropoda; Malacostraca; Decapoda; Penaeidae
Product: mitotic apparatus protein p62-like
Exons: 4
Coding region: 638-1714 (358 amino acids)
Biological process (GO): protein ubiquitination
Molecular function (GO): ubiquitin protein ligase activity
Source: RefSeq, a predicted model, not a curated record